Molecule: messenger RNA, 834 nt
Organism: Danaus chrysippus (African queen)
Lineage: Eukaryota; Metazoa; Arthropoda; Insecta; Lepidoptera; Nymphalidae
Source: the annotation of a GenBank genome assembly
AUGCUCUGUUCCACACUGUUGUAUAUAAUAACAUUUUUCUGUGAAGUCAGGGGCGAAGUUAUACUCAAAAUAGAUCUGGAUGAGAGCACGGACAAACAAACAACAGCCAACAAUUUGUAUAUAACAUAUAUCAACGCAACGGAUUUGCAAAAUGGUAAUACAUCAAUGAACUUGGACAUGAAGAACAAUAUGUUCGGUCAUCAAUUGUUUAAGAGGAAUCCUGACAGUCCUAUGUACGUGCCACUCGACAUAAGAGAAAAGAUAGGUAUACCAAGAGAAAGAAAUUUAAAUCCACCAUUAGUGCAAACGAAGGGAGAUAGCGCAAAAAUAAUGAAGAGUCUUGAUGAUUUCACUAUGAGGAAGAGAAGAACAUUUCUAUCUACACCAAAAUUCGAUUUCCCAUUCACAGAUUUAAACAGCAAAUACCAAGAAUUUUCGUAUGAGCACUAUCUAAGACGAAAUAACCCAGUAGAAGAUGGUAUAGCUGAAAGAGACCAUAGAAUAUUCGAAGUAUUAACCAAACAGAAUAAUUUAAUUGAGAGAAUCGCCAACAGUCUUCUUUUAAGAGAAGAAAAGAAGAAAAAAAUUGCUAGAACAUACUUCGAUGAUAUUCUAGAAUCGGUUGAGAAACGACAGUCUUCGGUGAACGCUAAAAAGACUAAGCCAUCAACAACAACAAAAAAACAAAAGACUGUUGUCGAUGUUGUUGAUGAGACGGAAAUCAGGAAGGCUUUGAAAGCUGAUCCAUUUGUGAGUAGAAUAUUACGUCUGGCUGGACAGAAGAAACAGGAGUAUGAGGGUCAGAAGGAUCAAGCUGAUGGGUAUCUAAUGUGA